AGGUGGUGAAGCGCGUCGGCCCUCUUUGACCGGUCUCUGGUGCUGGGCUCUCCAUUCACUCCCCAGGCAGACGGCAGAACUGCCUCAUCUAUCCAAGGCUCCAGGGAGUUUCUCUCACUUUCCCUCACCUUCACGAGUGAUUCCCUACCUCUGACGCCACUCCUCUUCUUCUUCCUUCUCUUGUCAGCAAACCACUACACUCGCACCCUACAGGAUUUACUCCCUUCUCUCUCUUCCUCAUACUCUCAUCUCAGUUUGGCUCGCCCAACUACUUGCCCACUGCGAAUUCAAACGCCCAUGCAGAUCGCGUGGCCUCGUUCCUGACGAUGGCGGCGACCACUGAGGCACAAAGAAAUACGAAUAUCCACUUCGAAACGGAGGACAUAUGUUGUCUGGUCUCAGAUCCGUCUCGCGUGUGCUCUGUUGAGUCUACUCAUGAUGAUCCCCUAGUUUACCCGCCGGAGGACUACCUGAUCCUGUCUUAUCCAUCAACACCUGCGGAAGUUCUGGAGAAAUUCUUGCAGACCGAGGAUACCCCGCAAGGAUAUAUCUUUGUCCGGUUCGUGGAUAGAUCGCAGGGCUAUUCGCUGGUUCAUGAAAAUGAGCUUCGACUUCUCGACAGAGAAUCCCACAUUGGGGAUAUCGUCAAAUGUCAAGCGCACGAUGCGAUGUGUGGCAGGGUACUAAGCUGCCGGACUAAAUACACUCUGGAGCCUGUUGUGUCUCUCUCCAGCAACUUACUAACAGGGGAACAUGGCUCGCUUAUGUUUAAAGAUAAGCCGAAGUGUCUCAGCCCCAACAUAAUGCCACCCAUGGACCAGCUACGACCUAACUUGCUACAUGAUGUUGUCGUCUCCGACAUUGAGUCUUAUGAGCCAUUCGCCGUCGGAGACCACAUCAUAUAUCAACAGAAGCUUGGGGUCAUCCGGCAGGUUGAUCGAGAUCCUGUGUUUUUGACAGAGAAAAGCGAGGUCGUCACCCUCUACAAUCCAUUGAACGUCGAAUGUCCAGUUUGGUUCGACCCUACAAGGCUGGUGUGGAUGCCGCGCGGUGAAGAGAUCACUAAACUGUCAGAGGUUGCCGGAGCCGAGCUAGUAUACAAGGACCCUGGUCAAGUCUAUCCUGGCCGAUCUGCCUGGGUCGAUUCCGCUAACAUGUGCGAAGUCUAUGGUGCUCGUACCAAGAACCUAACUCGUGGUCGUCAGCAUGUCCAUACGUUGGCUACACCAGCUUCACAGUACCAUGUCAAGUGGAUGAUGCCAAAUGCGUUCGGGAUUGGCAUAGACAAAGAUACAGUCACCGGGGGGACGGAGAUAAUCAGAGCAUCUUUGUUCAAGAAGUAUGCGGUCAAGUGUGACUUCGGGCGGGCCCCGACGAACAAGUCCAGCGAGGAGGAACUUCAGCUGAGGCCUACCUGCUUGAUGAAACUGGGGAGUGUAGUGCGCUUCCGUGACACGGUUGGAGCGGCUGCAAAAUACCCUCACUAUCGUCAUGUCCCAGCGGAAUAUUCGUACGGAUAUGAUCUGAAUAUCUUUCGCAUUGUUUCAUCCCAGACAGAUACGACGGUUCAGUGGCAAAACGGGAAGGUCACCAUAGAGAACGCCAUAUCUCUACAUACGCCAAGUCCCUAUCCCGCAGAAGAGGUCUUUCCUGGAGAUUUGACUGUUCUCAAAGACUCAGUUCAAGCAUUUCCUUCGACCGGGAAUGAUAAUAGAUGUUCAUCAUGCUUAUCGCUUCAUACACACCACGUGGGCGUUGUUCAAGAGGUGGAUAGUCGAGAACGCGUAGCAUAUGUUCGAUGGUACGACGAGGCAACUGUUGAGCUCCCGCUACACGGAUUCUGUCUCAACCACGAACACACUCGACUGGAAUCCUUGAACAGCAGGAGUACUCCAGUAUCGCUCUAUGAGCUCGCCUCUUUCCCCGCCUUGCGUAGGUCACCAGGGAGACUUGUGCAUAUUAUCCCGAGUACUAUACACGCAUCUGUGUUGCAAGCUCUACGGGUGAGCCCUGCGUCUGACAAAAGCGCCGAUCAUUCGAGCCAUGCAGCUUCCAAGCACUUCGACGCUAUCCGGAGCUACCUUGAGAAAUCGAAGAGAGAUAUCGUUCGUACUGCAUGGUUUAAGAGCACGAUCGCGGUUGACAACUCUCCGGCACCUACGCGCCUCAGUAUUCACUACGAAGACUUCUGUUCAAGGUUACAUGCGAACUUUGUCGGGAUGAUCGUGAAACCCAACAUCGAUGGGACCGUCACGGUGCGCUUGACUCACGGAGAUUCAUGUGUGGAUAUUGAAAUGCCAACGGAGAGGAUUAUAUUGUCAUAUCCUUGUGAAUGUGAAGAAAUACCUCCUAAUGGGUCUUCGGCUCUGAACGACGAGUCAGAAGAUCCCGACACAGAUGAUACCGAUAAUGACGAUGUCACUGAUGAUGAUGAUGAUGAUGAUGAUGAUGAUGAUGCCAACUGCCACGGAGUCUCUCAUGGGAAGGAGGGAGGGCUUCAACACACUUCGAAAGAUGCACUGGAAGACAUCGAGGAGGUCCCAUAUUAUCAUGUCAGUAUUGCAGAUGCUGAAGGAGACAUGGAAAUGAGUGGGACAGAUCCAUCCGGAUCAUCGCCUCCGCCAGCGUUCCUCGUACUCGAAGGACCCCCACCCUCUGAUCAUCAUUUCAUCUCGAGUGAGCCCGCGGGGAGUUCCAGCUUGAGUAUCAAGCGCAUACAAAAGGAAUGGAGGGUCCUCAAUACAUCUCUUCCUCCUGGCAUCUAUGUCCGUUCAUGGGAGUCGCGCGUGGAUCUCAUCAGGACUCUAAUUGUUGGGCCUGUGGGCACUCCGUACGAGCAUGCGCCCUUUGUGAUCGACUUCCACCUCACGGAUAAAUUCCCAAGCAAGCCCCCCGUCGCUUUCUUUCACUACUGGUCCAUCAUCGAGGCAGAAGUCAAUCCUAAUCUGCACCUUGAUGGCCAGGUUUGCCUCAGUCUCUUGGGUACCUGGCCUGCACAGAACCCAGAUGAGGUUUGGUCUUCUUCCAAGUCUACCCUUCUCCAGGUCAUGGUUUCCAUCAUGGGCUUGGUCUUGGUCAAGCGUCCGUUUUACAAUGAGCCUGGCUUCGAAACCCUUGCUACAGACGAGGAGAAGCGGAUUGACUCGAUUCAAUACACCGAGAGAGCGUUCCUACUGACACGGAAGCUGAUGAUAUAUGCUCUGGCACACGAGGUGUCUGGGUUCGAAGACGUUACCUCGUGGCUAUACUUCCCGGCGCCCACGACCGCGCUGAACAUGAAUCGUCCUCAUCUGAUCCGUCGAGCCAUCGAAGAUGCGCUGGCAAUGAUUGAGCAUCACCACCGCAACUCCCCGGGCCAAGACUCAAGUGCUGAAGAAGCUUCUCCAUACAUGUCGCGGCUCAGCCUUGGGGCGGUGGUCAUGCUUCAGAAGCAUAUCGCAGAUUUGGAGAAACUUCAUGUAAUAUGGCUUGAAGCUCUUCGGGAUCAUUGUGGACAUGAGCCAGAGCUGUAAUCUCUGAGAGCCCCUUAUGGCUGUGGAGACCCAGUGGAAGUAUGUUCUCAGUGAUUCUCGAGCGACAUAUUUGUUGUUUGCUAGAUCUGAUGUAUGUACGAGUCAAGUCCGUGCUCGUGAUUGUUUUUUUAGGCAAC
Aspergillus japonicus CBS 114.51 is the source of this 3649-nucleotide messenger RNA. Its product is annotated as ubiquitin-conjugating enzyme E2. NCBI's taxonomy places the organism in Eukaryota, Fungi, Ascomycota, Eurotiomycetes, Eurotiales, Aspergillaceae. The transcript is spliced from 6 exons. The record is from RefSeq and is a predicted model, not a curated record. Bases 327 to 3512 code for a protein of 1061 amino acids.